Messenger RNA from Hevea brasiliensis (rubber tree), 822 nucleotides. Its product is annotated as GRF1-interacting factor 2. The coding region runs from base 158 to 574 and encodes 138 amino acids. Gene Ontology annotation, cellular component: nucleus. The record is from RefSeq and is a predicted model, not a curated record. Lineage: Eukaryota; Viridiplantae; Streptophyta; Magnoliopsida; Malpighiales; Euphorbiaceae. The transcript is spliced from 4 exons. Gene Ontology annotation, biological process: positive regulation of transcription by RNA polymerase II; leaf development; cell population proliferation. Gene Ontology annotation, molecular function: transcription coactivator activity.
CGCAUAUAGUCACAGUGUACUAGUCUCUAUCUGAUUCUAUCUAUCCAUACGUUUCUUUUCCUCUCUGUGUAGUCUUUCUUCUUCCUCAUUCGCAGAACAGAGAAGGGUAGGGUUAGGGUUUUAGUGGGUUUUGAGUUUUAGUUUGUGAAGGUUAAGAAUGCAACAGACACCACAGCCAGAGAUGAUGAACCCUUCACUCAACAUUACAACUGAGCAGAUUCAAAAGUACCUGGACGAGAAUAAGCAGUUAAUUAUGGCUAUACUGGAGAAUCAAAAUAUGGGAAAGUUUGCUGAAUGUGCUUCUUAUCAAGCGCAGCUACAGCAGAACCUGAUGUACCUAGCUAGAAUAGCUGAUGCCCAACCACAAGGGACACCAAUGCCUUCACAGACAUCCCCUCAGUCCACAGUGCAACAAGAGCAUUACAUUCAACCAUCUCAAGUUGCAAUGUCUCAGCAACCAAUAUAUUUCACUCCAAAACUACCUUUCCAGAUUAAUGAUCAGCAGCAGCUGCCACUGCACCUCCAGCAGCAGCACCUCACCCAGCGGCAAAUGAGAGAGACCCAGCAUGAAUAAUGGAUGUACUGACGGGUGAAAACAGAUGAUACCAACUCAUGUAGCCAUUUAGGCCAUUGGACUUAAAGUACUGAUACAUCUUUGUAGGCUAGUUGUUUUCUGUUCAUGUGAAAAGGCAGCUUAUUUUUACCCCUAAUGUCCAAGCAUGAUCUCACUGGAGACAUGCUUAAGCUGCCAUAUUGUAAGCAACAAACCUAAAUAUAGUUGCCGUCCAUAAUCCUACUUUUCUGGACAAGGCAUUAGUUUUC